Molecule: messenger RNA, 936 nt
Organism: Xenopus tropicalis (tropical clawed frog)
Lineage: Eukaryota; Metazoa; Chordata; Amphibia; Anura; Pipidae
Gene: or13au3
Product: olfactory receptor family 13 subfamily AU member 3
Exons: 1
Coding region: 1-936 (311 amino acids)
Biological process (GO): G protein-coupled receptor signaling pathway; detection of chemical stimulus involved in sensory perception of smell; signal transduction
Cellular component (GO): plasma membrane; membrane
Molecular function (GO): G protein-coupled receptor activity; olfactory receptor activity
Source: RefSeq, a predicted model, not a curated record
AUGGAAAUGAAAAAUCAGACUUUUCUUGGUGAUUUUAUCCUCUUCGGAUUCUCAGGGGAACAUGUCUUGCUGUCUUUUCUCAUGGCGGCGGUCUACACCAUGAUUCUGAUGGGGAACGUUGCUAUAUUUAGUAUUAUCCACAUUGACGCCAAUCUGCAGGCCCCCAUGUAUUUUUUCCUUAGUUACUUAUCUAUCCUAGAUAUUUGUUAUUCAACUGUUACUCUCCCUUCAAUGCUAUUUAACUCCAUCACAGGCAACAGAAGAAUUUCCUUUCACAGGUGCUUCAUACAGCUGUAUUUUUUUGUCUCGUUUGGAGGGGCAGAGUGCCUUCUGCUUGCAGCCAUGGCGUACGACAGAUAUGUGGCCAUAUGCAACCCCCUGCAUUAUCCCAUCAUUAUGAACAGGAAGCUCUGCUUUCACCUAGUUGCUGGGUCAUGGGUUUGUGGCUUUUUGAAUUCUGUUCUUCACACUGUGAUGACUUCACAACUGUAUUUCUGUGAAAUUAGGUAUGUCAGCCAUUUUUUCUGUGAUGUACUUCCACUGCUAAAGGCAUCUUGCACUGAUACACACACAAGCAAAAUGUUAUUAUAUGUUGUCAAUGUUUUUCUAGGAAUGACUCCCUUUGUAUUUGUUAUUAUCUCUUACAUACAUAUUAUUUCCAAUAUUAUAAAAAUUCGCUCUGCUGCAGGAAGGAGGAAGGCUUUUUCCACAUGCUCCUCCCACCUCAUCGUUGUUACUGUGUUUUAUGUGUCAGGUAAUUAUAAUUAUAUUGGCCCUACACCAGGAGACUCCUUUGACACUGAGCGACUGGCCUCUUUAUUAUAUAGCAUUCUAACGCCUUUACUCAAUCCCUUUAUAUACUGCCUUAGAAAUAAGGAGGUAAAGAGAGCUUUGUAUAAAAAAUUGUUACCUAAUCAAUUUUCAAUAAAAAUCUGA